This is a messenger RNA of Gossypium arboreum, 938 nucleotides long. Its product is annotated as alpha carbonic anhydrase 7-like. Lineage: Eukaryota; Viridiplantae; Streptophyta; Magnoliopsida; Malvales; Malvaceae. The transcript is spliced from 7 exons. The coding region runs from base 53 to 856 and encodes 267 amino acids. The record is from RefSeq and is a predicted model, not a curated record. Gene Ontology annotation, molecular function: carbonate dehydratase activity; zinc ion binding.
AAGUAAGAAAUUUGAUGGUUGAGACUUGAAGAUCCCAAGGAAUUACCAAACCAUGAAAUUCUUAGGCUAUACAAACUUUGCCUUUGUUGUUUUCCUUGUCUCUUUUCACUCUCUCUUGGCUUGCUCUCAACCCGAGUCUGAGGAUCAUGAAUUUAACUACGACGAAGGAACAGGGAGGGGUCCAUCGCGUUGGGGCACACUCAAACCCGAAUGGAGAAACUGCAGCGACGGACGAAAGCAAUCUCCUAUUGAUAUUGGAAUAGUCCAAGUCAAUUCUGAGUUGGGAGAGUUGCAAAGGAACUAUAGACCAGCUCAAGCUAUUUUGAGGAAUAGGACUGCAGAUGUUGCGGUGGUAUGGUCAGGGGAUGCUGGAAACAUUACCAUCAAUGGAACAACUUAUAGAGUGGUUAACUGUCACUGGCAUUCACCUUCAGAGCACACUAUCAAUGGAACUAGGUUUCCGUUGGAGAUUCACAUAGUUCAUCGUAGUCCCCAAAAUAAGACUGCUGUCGUCGGGAUUCUUUACCGUUAUGGCAUGCCCGAUUACUUCAUUCUUAGCAUUUCCCCCUUCAUAUUAAGCCUUCAAAUGGAAGACCAGAAUUUAGGGUUUAUUAAUCCAGAAAGAAUAGGAUUUCCUGGCUCAAGUUAUUAUCGAUACAAUGGCUCACUUACAACUCCUCCCUGCUCCGAGAACGUGAUUUGGACAGUCUUCCGACAGCCCAUGACGGUGACUCGGUCUCAAGUUGAAGCGUUAAGGGCUGUACUUCCUCCUCAAAACAGGAACAAUUCAAGGCCAACUCAACCACUCAAUGACAGAACUGUCUUAUUCCGUCCAAGGAGGAGUAUUUUCACUUGAAAACAUAUGAACCAUGUCUAACCCUUAACUCUGUAUGACAUAAGGGUGUACCUUUUAUACUUAAAUAAAAGAAAUUAAUGAA